This is a messenger RNA of Hippopotamus amphibius kiboko, 5658 nucleotides long. RefSeq names its product pyruvate dehydrogenase complex component X (gene PDHX). Gene Ontology annotation, molecular function: acyltransferase activity. The transcript is spliced from 11 exons. The record is from RefSeq and is a predicted model, not a curated record. Bases 625 to 2040 code for a protein of 471 amino acids. Gene Ontology annotation, biological process: pyruvate decarboxylation to acetyl-CoA. NCBI's taxonomy places the organism in Eukaryota, Metazoa, Chordata, Mammalia, Artiodactyla, Hippopotamidae. Gene Ontology annotation, cellular component: pyruvate dehydrogenase complex; mitochondrion.
UUUCUGAUUGAGGGCCUGCAUCUGGGUGUGGCGGUGCCGGGAGCUCACUGUUCUCUUAGCCGUUUCUCGGGGAGGGGUCUGCCUACUUGGCCCAGUGCAUGCCGCAAAGGGCUUUAUUGGCAGCUAGGAGACCCUGCUUCCGUGCCUGGCCUCCUGGUUGAUACGGCUUCUCGGUGACCUUGCCUUGGAAUUUGGGUUGUGAGGCCUCUCUCAGGCCCCUUCCCAGUCACAUUUCAGGUUCCUUUAGAGUUGUCAAGUUGACCAAGUUUGUUGAGAUUCAAACAUCACCUUUAGCUGUUUUUAUUCAUUCUCCUGACUCGUCUCUAUUGGGAGACUUUCGAGGCCACUUGGGUUGGUCCACGCGACGACUGGUAGAAGAUCUAACUUGUAAAUGUCUAGCCAUCAGACGUAGGUCGAGAAGAAUGUUUUAAGCAAAACACGAGCUUGAAAGUGAAAAUUUAGGAGGGGAAUCUUAUUCCAAGAAGGUGUCGACUUAAAGACAUACAACAUAAGGGUUGUGAGUUUAAGUUUUAUUCAGGGUCUUAUUGAGGAUUAUAGCCGGGGAGACAGCCACUCUGCUCUGAGGAACUGCUCUGCGGAGGUAGGGGGGAAGCCAGAUUAUAUAUGAAGUUUUUUGGCCGGAAAAUACAGUCAGGCAUAUAUCUUGGUAAAAGAUUGCUGCUAAUCACAACAGCUGAUCCUAUUAAGAUACUAAUGCCAUCACUGUCUCCUACAAUGGAAGAAGGGAACAUUGUGAAAUGGCUGAAAAAGGAAGGUGAAGCUGUGAGUGCUGGAGAUGCCUUAUGUGAAAUAGAGACUGACAAGGCUGUGGUUACCUUAGAUGCAAGUGAUGAUGGCAUCUUGGCCAAAAUAGUGGUUACAGAAGGAUCUAAAAAUAUACGGCUAGGUUCACUAAUUGGUUUGCUAGUUGAAGAAGGAGAAGAUUGGAAACAUGUUGAAAUUCCCAAAGAUGUAGCUCCUCCAUCACCAGCUUCAAAACCAUCAGUGCCUUGCCCCUCACCAGAACCACAGAUUUCUACCCCUGUCAUAAAGGAACACACACCGGGAAAACUGCAGUUCCGUUUAAGUCCAGCUGCCCGCAAUAUUCUGGAAAAACACGCACUGGAUGCUAACCAGGGCACAGCCACUGGCCCUCGGGGGAUAUUCACUAAAGAGGAUGCUCUCAAACUGGUCCAGUUGAAACAGAUGGGCAAGAUCACAGAAUCCAGACCCACUCCAGCCCUGCCAACCACUCCCAUGGCGCCUUUGCCCCCACAGCCCGCAGCUGCGCCAUCUUAUCCCCGGCCAGCGAUCCCUCCAGUAUCAACUCCUGGACAACCUAAUUUAGCGGGUACAUUCACUGAAAUCCCUGCUAGCAAUAUCAGAAGAGUUAUUGCCAAGAGGUUAACUGAAUCUAAAAGUACUAUACCUCAUGCAUAUGCUACUACUGACUGUGACCUGGGAGCUGUUUUAAAAGUUAGGCAAAAUCUGGUCAGAGAUGACAUUAAAAUAUCAGUAAACGAUUUUAUCAUCAAGGCAGCAGCUGUUACCCUUAAGCAAAUGCCGAGUGUUAAUGUAAGCUGGGAUGGAGAGGGCCCAAAGCAACUGCCCUUUAUUGACAUUUCAGUGGCUGUGGCAACAGAUAAAGGUUUAAUUACACCAAUCAUAAAAGAUGCUGCUGCUAAGGGUCUACAGGAGAUUGCUGACUCUGUAAAGGCUCUGUCAAAGAAAGCCAGAGAUGGGAAAUUGUUACCUGAAGAAUACCAAGGAGGAUCUUUUAGUAUUUCCAACUUGGGGAUGUUUGGCAUCGAUGAAUUUACUGCAGUGAUCAACCCUCCUCAGGCCUGCAUUUUGGCUGUUGGGAGAUCCCGACCUGUGCUGAAGCUCACUCAGGAUGAAGAGGGGAAUGCCAGACUGCAGCAGCACCAGCUCAUAACGGUCACAAUGUCCAGUGACAGCCGAGCGGUAGAUGAUGAACUGGCUACCAGGUUUCUGGAACAUUUUAAAGCAAACCUAGAGAAUCCUAUGCGACUUGCGUAAUCCUCAAAGAUAAGAAGUUGGUCUUUGGCUUAGUUGAUCAUAACUGUAACUAAUAGAAGGAAAAGAGCAUUUGGUUAGUCAGAUGCAUUUUUAAUUUAACCACUGGUGCUGUACAAAAGGGUUGUUAAACUAGAUGUAAAUUAAAUUAGAUGUUUGGCUCAUUGGAGCAUUUUAGAAUAUUUGAGGAUGUAUGAUAAACCUUAAAAUGAAAAAAUUUUAGAACUCUACCUUAAUUGUGUUGAAAUUAGAAGUGGUCUUCAAAGAGAUGCCCAUUAAAGUAGCAGUGAGACCUCACUUUUACAAGCACUGCUCUAGAUAUACUUGAACAAUUUAAUAUGUACAGAAGUUUAUUCUGGAUACUAGUAAGUAAAUAAGAAUCACUCUGUAUUAGGGGUUGUGGCAACAUUAUUGACUUUUUUAUGUAUAUAAAGCCAUAUGUUUUAGAAUGGUUUCUGUCAAUCUUAUUUUACACUUCUAUGACACUGUGAACUAAAGAAGAAUUAAAAAGAAUCAAAGGUGAAGAAAGAGAGCAAAAAGUUUUGUUUUGAUAACAAACUAUAGUUAAAACACCUAAACCUUUAGAAAUAAACUGCUCACCUUCAUACUGAGUUGGAAUGUAUUAAAUUAUGCUAUUUCCUAUCAAAUAUUUUAAGUUAGUGUUGAUUUAAACGCAGAAUGUUGUUGUUUAGUGCAUUUUAAUCACAUUUAUAUUGUGCAAUAAAAUACGAGAAAAUAUAAAAAUUUCUACUGUAUUUUAAACAUUAGGACACAAGUUUAGCACCUUGAAGUACAUGAGUAAUUUCCCUGGAACAGCUUAAAAGGGAUUCUACAGGAUGAGAACAGGAAUUUAAAAUCACAGUUAAUCCUUGAACAACUCGGGAGUGAGAGGUGCCGAUCCCAAGCUGUUGAAAAUCUGUAUGUAAGUUUGCAGUUGGUUCUCACAUCCACUAUUCUGCAUCCAUGGAUUCAGCCAACCGGGAAUCAGGUAAUACUGUAGUCAGUAUUCACUGAAAAACCUCCAUGUAUAAGUGGGCACGCACAGCUCAGACUCAUGUUGUUCAAGGGUCAACUGAAAUAUGACAUUAGGAAAAUAAUGGAUGUGGAAUGUAAAGGUUUGGAAAGAGAAUAGAAGGCCGAUGAGGCAGGUGAGAACUAUCCUUUUUAUUCCUUUGAUAUGAAAAUUUGACUAAUUGUUGUAAAGGUUAGAAGAGCUUAUUUCUCUCUUUUAACAACUCUGCUGUGACUGUCAAGCUAACUGUAACCGGAAUUGGAUGGUGAUUUAAGUAACCAGCCAGAGACUCGUGCUGCUUUCUGCUGAUGGGAAUCACCAGAAGAAAGACUGCGUGGUACAUGUUGUAUGCUAUGACAUGAUGAACUACUUAUGCUCUAACAAAAGAGCUUUCUAAAAUAAUUAGAGUCCCAGUAUAUCAGUUGCUAAGAAGAUGCUUAAUCCAAUUACUCAGUUUUGACAAGCCAUUCUUGUAAAAAGUCUUCAAAACUUUUGUCAUAUUAACAGUUAUACUAAAAAUUGUAACCAAAUGCUAUUUUCAAAAUAACUUUCAUGAGUUACAUUAUUUUCAAUCCGUUUUAACUGAAAUUAUUUGAUUUUUUUGUUUUUCUAAUUUUUGUAUCUGGGGAAUAGAAUGUGAAACAGCCGUAAAUCACCCUUGGCUUGGAGUUCUGUUUUUCCAGUGGACUGAGGACACUUAAACUGUAUUGCAUCUGUUUCCCUGUAGGUGAAAUGGGCGAUGAUCCCUGCCUGCCUUGCAGAGCUGUCCUGGACUGCACAGGGGAAAUGCUCUAUAAAUCAAGACAUUGUAACUCUUCGUGGGCAUCACAGCCAGGCUUUUCCUAUAAUCAGUUGCCUCUCAUGGUUUGCCUUUUCAUGGUUUGACUUCUCAUGGUUUGACUUCUCAGCUGUUGGCACAAAUCCCUGUUCAUUCUGACUAAAAAUAUUUUCUCUGAUAUUUCUAUACCGCUUGGAUUUAUGUAAGGAAAUUGACAUUUCUAAAACUAAUUCUCUUGCAGCAUGGAGUCAGAGAAUAACACUGAUCUGAGAGAGGGGUAUGGUGUCCUUGGUUGAUAUCAUUACAGGGAAUGAACUGGGUGCUGUAUGAGCAGGCUGUCUUCCAUGUUAUAAAUGUGUAUUUAUUUGUAGUGCUGAUAGGCAUCACACUGAAAGGAUAUAAAAAUGAAUUUUAUACCGGUUUUUGUUUGUUUUGUUUGUUUGUUUGUUUUUCUUUUUUUUCCCUCAUUUAAGCAAGGAAAGUGACUAAAAUAUUGGGAAGGCUUCUAAGGAAAGGCAACACACAUUCUAGUUAGCACUUGGGCAUGAAAAUAUCAAUGAAGAUUAGAAUUUAUAAGUCACAAUGUCCCUGCUUCUCCCUGACUGCGACUUCUAGUUAACAUUUUCAGGCACGGUGUGUUCACUGUGUUGUGGCAGAUUAAAAUCUUCAGUAUACUGCUGGCCAGACGCCUUUGUUUGAAACAUGACUAAGAAAUUGAUGUAUACCUGUAUAAGUGUUUUAUAUAUGUGUCAAGUGGAACUUCUAUUUUUAAAUUUUUUUUCUUUUUUGCAUUUUAGACUUAAUUUCAGGCUAAAUUUUACAGGCCAGAUAUUUGGGCAUUGCGCUAAAAGUAAAAUUAGUUUCCUAACCUUGUUGAAAGAUAGGUGGUGCUAUGAGUUAAUAUAUUGUAGUUAUAGAGUAGGAGAAAAGUAAAAAUGACAAUUCUUAGUUUUCAAGGAAAAUUUGUCCUCAUUGCAUCAUGAUGGACUUUGUCUCAGGUGAAGUGGGGAAAUGAAAGAACCAACUGUGUUGCAGGUAAGAAUAAACCAUUAUUUUAAAUGUGACGUUAUUAAUGGGAAACUUUUGUUGACUUUUGAAAAAGGAAGUAACAGUGCAGAGUUACUUUCAGGUUAAUCUGGCUACCGUAUGCAAGGUAGGUCAAAACAGGGAGAGGACAACCGUCAGCAGGACCAGCUGGAAGCUUUUUGCUAUAAUGAAAGUGUCCAUUGAUUAGAUUCUGUACCAGGUCAGGGGCUUUAAAGAAGGGAGAAACGUAAGAAUAUUCGACAUGUUCAUUUGCUGUGGUAUGUUAUGAAUAUGUGGGGUGGGUGUGUGCUGUCAGAUAAUGCAGCUACAGUGAUGCAGUUUCCCAGUCCAAAACACAACCCUCGGGGCUUCCUAGGUGGUGCAGUGGUUAAGAAUCCGCCUGCCAAUGCAGGGGACACGAGUUUGAGCCCUGCUCCAGGAAGAUCCCACAUGCCGCGGAGCAACUAAGCCCGUGUGCCACAACUACUGAGCCUGUGCUUUAGAGCCCGUGAGCCACAACUAUUGAGCCCAUGUGCUGCAACUACUGAAGCCCAUGGCAAUGAGGAAGCCCGCAUACCACAACAGAGAGUAGCCCCCACUCACCGCAACUAAAGAAAGCCCGCGCACAGCAAAAAAAGACCCAACACAGCCAAUAAAAUAAAUAAAUAACUAAGUAAAUAAAUAAACUAAAAAAAAAUAGCUGUCAUUAUUUAAAAAAAAAAAUCCUCCAUGGCCCCAUCACCAGUGUACAAAGGUUUAGGGUUCUGAUAAGUUUUGUACAGCAAAUGUUUGUUUCAGGAGACAU